AUGCCAUUUGGUCUUCGCAAUGCUGCCCAAACAUUUCAGAGGUUCAUUGACCGAGUCCUACGUGGUCUCCCGUUUGUGUACGCCUACAUCGAUGACCUCUUGGUAGCCAGUCGAAAUGCCGAGGAACACAAAGAGCAUCUUGCCUUAGUGUUUGACCGCCUCGAUCAGUUUGGCGUGGUCAUUAACCUUUCCAAGUGUGUUCUGGGUGUGCCGUCCCUUGAUUUUCUUGGUCACCAUGUCGAUGCAAAAGGUUGGCGUCCCCUCUCUUCCAAGGUUGAGGCCAUUUGUGACUUUCCUCCAUCAACCUCCAAGCGUCAGUUGCAACGUUUCCUUGGCAUGGUAAACUUUUAUCGCCGGUUCCUACCGAACUGUGCCGACCUUAUGCUGCCACUCACCAACUUGCUCUCUGGUCCCAAGGGUCCCCUUGAGUUACGUGGCCACGCGCUGACUGCUUUUGAGAGAAUAAAGACCUCCCUUGCUGAUGCUACCUUGCUCACUCAUCCUGCUCCAGAAGCCCCAUUGUCCCUGAUGGUUGAUGCUUCGAAAAUUGCCGUAGGAGCAGUCCUCCAACAGCAUAUCAACGACUCGACACGACCGCUGGCAUUCUUCUCCAAGAAGCUUUCACCUGCCGAGACGAGAUAUAACACGUUUGGACGUGAACUUCUUGCCAUUUACCUAGCCGUAAAACAUUUCCGACACUUCCUUGAGGGUCGUGACUUCACAAUUUUCACAGACCACAAACCACUUACAUUUGCCAUCCGAUCCCAUUCUGACAAAUAUAACCCGAGAGAGAUUUCUCAUUUGGAUUACAUCUCGCAAUUCACCACCGACAUCCGCCACAUUGAUGGCCCGAAGAAUGCGGUGGUCGACAUGCUGUCCAGACCUUCCCUCUCUGCGUUUCACCUCUCACACGGGAUUGAUCUUGGUGCUAUGGCGGCUGAACAACGACGUGUUGGAUGCCCUGGCGACGAGUCUGUUGACAGUCUUCAAUUAGUUGACGUCCCACUGACCACCGGCAAUGGCACAAUCCUUUGUGACGUAUCGACUCCUUUUCAUCGCCCUUAUGUGCCUGCCUCGAUGCGUCGAACUGUAUUUCAAACUCUCCACGAACUCUCUCAUCCUGAGAUUUGA
This is a messenger RNA of Spirometra erinaceieuropaei, 1131 nucleotides long. NCBI's taxonomy places the organism in Eukaryota, Metazoa, Platyhelminthes, Cestoda, Diphyllobothriidea, Diphyllobothriidae. The record is from the annotation of a GenBank genome assembly.